Molecule: messenger RNA, 692 nt
Organism: Rhodamnia argentea
Lineage: Eukaryota; Viridiplantae; Streptophyta; Magnoliopsida; Myrtales; Myrtaceae
Product: 40S ribosomal protein S12-like
Exons: 5
Coding region: 108-530 (140 amino acids)
Biological process (GO): translation
Cellular component (GO): cytosolic small ribosomal subunit; ribosome
Molecular function (GO): structural constituent of ribosome
Source: RefSeq, a predicted model, not a curated record
CUAUAAAAUCAGUGAACGCAUCAUGUUCGCUCAACUGCAGUCUAACGAGCAGCCGUCCACAAAAGCAAAGGAAGGCAAAAGUCUAGCCUGAUCAUCAAUCAGUAAAAAUGUCGGGAGAAGAAGCUGUGCCUGCUGCUGAGACCCCUGCACCGGCUCCUGGUGAGCCCAUGGACCUCAUGACUGCUUUACAAAUUGUCCUGAGGAAGUCUUUGGCCCAUGGUGGGCUUGUACGUGGUCUCCAUGAAGGUGCCAAGUCAAUUGAAAAGCAUGCCGCAUUGCUCUGUGUAUUAGCAGAGGACUGCAAUCAGCCUGAUUACAUUAAACUUGUAAAGGCACUUUGCAAUGAGCACAACGUCAGUUUGAUCAAUGUGCCUAGUGCUAAAUCUCUCGGCGAGUGGGCUGGGUUAUGCAAGAUUGAUUCCGAAGGAAAAGCAAGGAAGGUCGUCGGUUGCUCCUGUGUUGUUUUAAAGGAUUUUGGAGAAGAGACCGAGGCUCGCCAUGUCGUUUUGGAGUAUGUGAAGUCACACUGAGAAGUAUGAAGCUCUUUCGGUCAAAGAGAGGCUAUCCUUAGUGGAAUGGUCCGAGGUUUUGUGAUGGUUAUAGUUGAACCAUGUCUUAUUUUUGACCAGUUUCUGCUCAACUAUGAGGGAUGUAUCAAAUUAUCAAGUUUGAAAAUUUUCCUAUUCAAUCCA